Molecule: messenger RNA, 2898 nt
Organism: Paramecium pentaurelia
Lineage: Eukaryota; Ciliophora; Oligohymenophorea; Peniculida; Parameciidae
Source: the annotation of a GenBank genome assembly
AUGUAAUAGGAGAAUUUUAUUGAUGAAGAAAUUUAAGAUGAAGAGGAAGAAAUAAGAGAAUAGAAGGAAGUACAUGAAUUUGCUAAGGAAAUAAAAGAAAAAGUAGAAGAAACAAACAAACUAAAUAAAGAAUAAUAGGAUUAAUAAAAGGUGAAUGUAAAUUCAACAAUUGGUCCAAUUAGAGUAAAAUUUGAUGUGUUGAGAUGUUUUUUUGAUAGAAUGAGUAAAGUAAGAGGAAAAAAGAAAAGUGAGCUUUUAGAUGUUUUAACUUAAUUCUUUUUCAAACCUCCUAGAAUACCUGAACAUACAUAUAUAAUAAUGAGAUUAAUUAUUCCAUUCUAAGAUAGGGAUAGGGGAGUAUAUAAAUUAUAAGAAAAAAACUUGGCUAAAUUAUUUAGAUAAGCUUUAGGAUUGUCAGAUGAUGAUUAUCAAAGAAUGGCCAAUUAUAAAUAAGCAAGUAUGUAACCUUAUGGAGCACCUGUUGGUGAUUUUCCUAUGGUUGUACAUAAUGUGAUUAAGGAUUAUUGUAGAAAAGACAGUAUAAUAACAAUAUCAGAAGUGGAUUAAAUACUAGAUAAUUUAGUUAAAGCUUAAGAUACUAAAGAAUAAGAAUUAGUUAUAGUUGAUUUAAUAAAAGUAUGUACAGCUGAUGAAAUUCUAUGGAUUAUAAGAAUUAUAUUAAAGGAUUUAAAAAUAGGUUUAAAAUACGAAAAGCUUCUAUAAUUAUUUCAUAAAGAUGCUCCAGAAUAUUAUAAUGCAACAUCAUCAUUAAAAGAGGUAUGUAAAGAGUUUGUUGAUUAAAAUCAUACAUUAAAGAAUGUAUUAAGAAUAUUUCAUGCUAUUAAACCAAUGUUGGCAGCUAAGAAAUCACCAGAAGAAAUAAGAAAAUUAAUUGAAGGCAAAGAAUUAUUGGUUGAAACUAAAUUUGAUGGAGAAAGAAUAUAAUGUCAUUUUACUCCUGAAGUUAUAAGAUUUUUUACUAGAAAUUCUAAUGAUUAUACUUAUUUAUACAAGGAUAAAUUAGGAGAUAUUAUAAGAUAAAGUGUUUAAGCUUAAUGUGCAAUCUUAGAUGGAGAAAUCAUUGUUGUUAAUAAAGAAACAGGAGAAAAUGUUAGAUUUGGUUUAAAUAAAACUGUUGCUUUAAAUAAAGAUGUUAAUGAUGAUGCUUUUGGUCUUUGUUAUAAAAUUUUUGAUAUUCUAUAUCUCAAAACCUAUUAAGGAUAAGAAGUCAAUACUAUGAGUGCUCCUUUAUCUACUAGAAGAAGUUUAUUAUAGAGGAUUAUAGUACCAAUCCCAAAUUAAUUAGAAGUAGUAUAAGCUUCAACAAUUAAAUCUUUUGAAGAACUUAUUUAAGAAUUUGAUAUGGCUAUUGAAAGAAAUUAAGAAGGUAUCAUAAUUAAAUAGAUGGAUUCUUAAUAUUUACCUAAUGAAAGAUCUACUAAAUGGGUUAAAAUGAAAGGAGAUUAUGUUGAAAAUAUGACAGAUAAUUGUGAUUUAUUAGUAAUAGGUGGUUAUUUUGGAACAUAAUCACAUAGAGUAGAGACAUUUGAUGAAUUUGAUAGAAUUACACAUUUUUUAAUGGGAUUAGCUUAAAAAAUAGAUAAAAAUUAACCAACUAAUAGUGUAAUAUUACCAUUUGUUAAAGUAGGAACUGGUUUUACUGAUAAUGAAUUAUCAACAAUCAGAAAUAAAUUAAGAAAUCAUUGGAUUAAGAAAUAAAAACCUAAUUAUAUACCUUAAAAUUGGAAUCCAGGUAUUAAUGAUAGACCAGAUGUUUAUAUUAAUAAUCCUGCUCAUUCAAUUAUAUUUGAAGUUAAAGCAGCAGAAAUAACAAAAUCUAAUACUUUUCCAACUGAUUAUACACUUAGAUUUCCAAGAUGUUAUAAAACUAGAAUGGAUAAAGAUUGGUAUGAAAUGAUGACCAUGUAAGAUUUAUUAAGUAUGAUCAAUGAUUCAUAAUAUACAAAGAAUCUUAAAAAAAAGAAUGAUAAAGAAGGUAAUGAUAAAUAAACAGAUGAUGAACUUGAAAAUGAAGAUAGACCAAUUAGAUAAGCUAAAUAAAGAAAAUAACCUUUAAAAAAAGGUGGAGCUCAUUCUAAAUAGAUAACUAUUAUGACAGAAUAUUAAGGAUUAGAUCCAAGAAAUAUUACAAAAGAAUCUAAUUUAUUUGUAGGAUGUGAAUUUUAUAUUGUGAAUUUAGAAGAGGAUUAUAAUAAAUAAUAUUUAGAAUCUUUAAUUUUAUCUUAAAGUGGAACUUGUAUAUAAAAUUAUAUUGUAGAAAGUGUUACUCAUGUUGUGGCUUCAAUUAUUGACUUUAGAGUUAAUUCAAUUAUUGAGAAAUUUCCAACUACUAUAAUUAAACCUUAAUGGAUAAUAGAAUGCAUUAGAAGAUCAUAAUUAGUUAAUAUUGCACCCAGAUUUAUAUUAUUUGCUCCUUUGGCUAUUAUGAAUGAAGUUAAUAAAUUCUAUGAUAAAUAUGGAGAUUCUUAUUUUGAAUUUAUUGAUGAAUUAGCUCUCAAAGAUAUAUGUGAAAAUAUUAAAAUUAAUGAACCAGUUAAUUAAGAUGAUUUAUUAUAAUUAGAAGAAGAAUUACUAUACUAAUUACCAAAAUUAUGGAUAUUUUAGCAUAAGACUUUUUAUCCUUAUUGUUUAAGUCAUUAAAUUUCUGAAGUAGAAUUGGAAACUUUUAAAUCUAGAGUAGUUGCAAGGGGAGGUUAAUUUUUAAAUAGCAUUUACGAUGAGAAAUUAGAUUUCAUUAUUUUAUUUAAAGAUUAGACUUUCAUUCAGAAUGAAAGACUGAAAUAAUUUUUCAAUGAAAAACCAUAUAUGAAAACAACUACAUAUACUUAAAUGAUGCAAUUAAUUGAAGAAUAACAGUAAAAAAUAUUACCAUCUUGA